AUGACUGCCAAGAACGCCGUCCCACAGGCUUCGGAAGCCGUGGCAGCCAUCGGCAACAACGAGGGAUGUGAUAAAGUUGUGCUAAAACGCAAAAUCACACUAAUCAAUGGAGUUGGCAUUAUCGUGGGAACUAUUAUCGGCUCUGGUAUCUUCAUAUCGCCUACUGGUGUAUUUGUGUUUACCAGGUCAGUCGGUUCUUCCCUGGUCAUCUGGACGCUGAGCGGAAUCCUGUCGACGCUGGGUGCCCUUUGCUAUGCUGAGCUCGGUACAUGCAUCACACGCUCCGGUGGAGACUACGCGUAUCUUCUGGUCGCUUUCGGGCCACUUGUUGGAUUUCUACGUCUCUGGAUGGCACUGCUCAUUAUUCGCCCAACUACGCAGGCAAUCGUAGCAUUAACCUUCGCACAGUACGCGGUGAGACCGUUUUUCGAAGAUUGUGAAGCUCCAGAAAAUGCGGUGCGCCUUCUGGCGGCUGUUUGUCUGUGCUUCCUGACGGCCAUCAACUGCAUUUCAACCAAAUGGGCAAUGAAGAUACAGGAUGUGUUUACCAUCGCAAAGCUAACUGCCCUCGUGUCCAUCAUUCUGGCCGGCAUGUACUUUAUGGCAACGGAGUCGCUCGACAAUUUCCACAAUCCCUGGGAAGGGGAUUAUGCACUAUCCAGCCUUGCUUACGCUUUCUACUCCGGGCUGUUUGCCUUUGGUGGAUGGAAUUAUCUGAACUUUGUUACGGAAGAGCUAGAAAAUCCGUACAAAAACCUUCCGCGAGCUAUAUGGAUCGCAAUGCCCAUGGUGACCGGUAUUUACGUUUUCGUCAACAUGGCAUACUUUGCGGUGGUAUCGCGGCAAGAAAUGCUCGCAUCGAUUGCCGUGGCCGUUUCGUUCGGUAAUCGUAUGUUUGGUUCUGUCGCCUGGCUGAUACCGAUCUUCGUCGCCCUCAGCACCUUCGGUGGAGUAAAUGGUAUUUUGUUCACAUCGGCCCGCUUGUUCUCUACUGGCGCCCAGGAAGGACAUUUGCCAGCAUGGUUCUCGCUCGUUCAUGUUGACCGACAAACACCAAUUCCGGCGCUUAUAUUCACCUGUAUCACUUCGAUCAUCAUGCUGCUUUCGGCCAACGUAUUUGUACUCAUCAACUAUUUCAGUCAAAUCCUUUGGCUUUCCGUUGCGGCCAGUAUUGCCGGAUUGUUGUGGUUGAGGGUUUCAAAGCCCAACAUGCCACGACCGAUUAAAGUAAAUUUGGCCCUUCCAAUAAUCUUCCUCAUCUGCUGUUUGGGCUUGGUGCUGUUACCAUCGUUUACCGAACCAUUCAAUCUGCUCGUUGGACUUGCAAUAACAUUAUCCGGAGUUCCUGUGUACUACGUGUGCAUUGUGUGGCGCAGCAACAAACAAACGAAAAACGUGAUCAUGCGUUGGAUCGAGCGUGGCUGCCAGAUACUGUUUAAUGCAGCCUUUGUCGACUGUCAUCACGAUCGAAAACGGGAACGAGAGUUUUCCGAAAUGCAAACGAGCAUUGAGGACAAAAGCGUUAGUCGCUAG
Messenger RNA from Anopheles marshallii, 1533 nucleotides. It is a transcript of the gene JhI-21, whose product is annotated as Y+L amino acid transporter 2. Lineage: Eukaryota; Metazoa; Arthropoda; Insecta; Diptera; Culicidae. The record is from RefSeq and is a predicted model, not a curated record. The transcript is spliced from 5 exons. Gene Ontology annotation, cellular component: membrane. The coding region runs from base 1 to 1533 and encodes 510 amino acids. Gene Ontology annotation, molecular function: L-amino acid transmembrane transporter activity. Gene Ontology annotation, biological process: amino acid transmembrane transport.